AAGAGAAACAUGGCAGUCGGCGAUGAACAGCAACAGGCACACAGACCUGGGGUUUACAAACAGAAAAACAAACAACACAAACAUGGAAAGCACCGAACAAAGGGCGAGAUCGAUCGGGAUAAUAAGGGUCGAACAUCGGUGAUGACACUCACCAAGAAGCAGAGGAAGGAGGCAAGGAAGAUGGACCGCCGACAUAAGGCCCUUCAGCUGCGACGUAACAAGAAGGACCUGGUGCUGACGGAGAAGCGGCGUCUGGGCGGCAGGGACGGACCCCCCCACCUGGUGGCGGUGGUGUCCCUGCACACGAGAGCCGACGCGAGCGCCGUGACACGCUUUCUGCGCGGGGAGAGAGCCGGGGGCCUCGUGCAGGAGAAAGGGGGUGUGGCCUGGGCCUCUGACAGCUUCGGUCUCUUGGUUCCCCGUUUCAAGCAGCGGUUCGUCUUCAUCAGGCCAGACACAGCGGACCUGCACUCUCUGUUGGAUGUGGCCAAGGUGGCGAACAGCCUGCUGUUUGUGCUGGACUCCACGGAGGGCUGGGACAGCUAUGGAGAUUACUGCCUCUCCUGCCUCUUCGCACAGGGGUUACCCAGCAUUGCGCUGGUCUGCCAGGGCAUGUCGGACCUGGGGGUGAAGAAGCGGGCGGAGGCCAGGCGGGUGCUGCUGCGUACGGUGGAGACGCGCUUCCCCGAGGCGCGGCUCUUCUCGCUGGACACGGAGGAGGAGGCCCCGCUGCUGCUGAGGCACCUGGGAGAGCAGAGGCAGAGGAGGCCGGGCUUCCGCUCGCGCCGGGCGCACCUGCUCGCCCAGCACGCGUCCUACGCCCCCGGCGACGCCACGGGGACGGGGACCCUGCGCGUCUCGGGGUACGUGCGCGGCCGCCCCCUGCAGGUCAACAGGCUGGUGCACAUCGUGGGACACGGAGACUUCCAGCUCAGCCGCAUCGAGGCUCCCCCCGACCCUUUGCCCCUCACCUUCGCAUCCUCCUGCCCAGGGAAACCUAAGAAAGGAGGCGAUAUAGAGAUGCAGGAUGUGGACGGUGUGGACGUUGCCGCUGUGCGGCUGCUGAUGGAGGCUGACCCCUCGCAGAGGGAGAGCCUGCAGACAGAGGCGGAGGUCGACCCCAUGAACGCAGAGCAGACCUGGCCCACAGAAUCUGAGCUGCUGGAGGCUGAAGAAGCUAGAAAGAAUAGGAGAAUAAUAAAGGUGCCCAAGGGGACGUCGGAUUAUCAGGCUGCCUGGAUCCUGGAGGAAGGAGAGGGGAACGAGCAGGACGAUGACGGGGAAAGCAGUGAGGAUGAUGAUGAUGAUGAUGAAGGCAUAAUGGAGGAGGGAAUGGAUGGAGAGGAGGAGGAAAAUGAGUCUCAGGAUGCAGGUUCUGGUUGUGCCUCUGAGGAAGAGGAGGAAGAGGAGGAGGAAAUAACUUCCAGUGGGGGAGGCCAUGCAGAACAGCGAUAUGAUGAACGGAUGGAUGAGGCUGAGGAAGAGGAGGGGUUGCGACGCUACCGCGAAGCACGCAUGAAUGACAUGUUUCCUGAUGAAAUAGAUACACCUAUAGACACCCCAGCCAGGACCAGGCUCCAGCGCUAUCGGGGGCUGAAGAGUUUUCGCUCCUCGCCCUGGGACCCCCUGGAGAACCUGCCCCCGGACUACGCGCGCAUCUUCCAGUUUCAGAGCUUCGAGCGCACGCGCCGGCGUGUCUUGGCCGAGGCGGCGCAGGAGGAGGAGGGGGCGAUGGUGGGCUGGUACGUUACCCUGCACAUUGAGGACGUCCCGCCUUCGGUGAUGGAGAGUGUUCAGGCUGGUAGGCCCCUGGUCCUGGUCUCCCUGCUGCCCCAUGAGCAGAAGAUGUCCGUGGUGAACAUGCUGGUAAAGCGACACCCAAGCAACACGGAUGUCAUCAAGUCCAAAGAGGAGCUGGUGUUCCAGUGCGGUUUUCGCCGAUAUCGGGCUUCCCCCAUCUUUUCCCAGCACACUUCAGCCGACAAGCACAAAAUGGAGCGGUUUCUGGCAGCAGGCGCCCCCGCUGUGGUGUCUGUGUACGCCCCCAUCACCUUCCCCACAGCCGGGGUGUUGCUGUUUAAGGAGAGGGCUGGAGGCAUUCAGGAUCUGGUGGCUACAGGCUGCCUGCUGAGCUGUGACCCUCAGCGUGUGGUGCUGAAGAGGAUCGUGCUGAGCGGGCACCCCUUCAAGAUCAACCGCCGCUCCGCAGUGGUCAGAUACAUGUUCUUCAACAGAGAGGACAUACUGUGGUUUAAACCCGUGGAGCUGCGCACUAAGUGGGGCCGAAGAGGACACAUCAAGGAGGCACUGGGCACUCAUGGGCACAUGAAGUGUGUGUUUGACAACCAGCUGAGAUCUCAGGACACUGUGCUGAUGAACCUGUACAAGAGAGUGUUUCCCCGCUGGACGUAUGACCCCUAUGUGCCCCUCCCCCUGCCCUGGGUUAAGAGAGAGGGGGCUGAGGAGAUGGACUUGGUCAGCAUGGAGUAGAAACAGGAAGGAGAGACUGUCUACCCCAGGUGUCUGUCACUACAGUGGGGAAAGGGUGAAGACGUGAAGAAUGAAAUCAUUUCCUCUUCAUAGAGAAAAGUGCCUCCUUGUCAUUGAAGUAAAAUCUCUUCUAACAGAUCAUGUCUGAUUUCUUCAUCCCCUGCUUUGAGCGAAGGGAUAUCAAAGCUGUUAGUCUUCCAUUCACUCACCUACAGGAUAGACUAUUUCUGGUCACUGUCAGACAUAUGAAGAUUUUCACAGUCAAUAAUGAACAUUUCCAUGUUUGGUAUAAUGCAUGCGUAUCAAGUCUUUUCAGUCGGCCAGAUGGUUUUGGACAUAAUUUUGACCAUAAUUUUCAUUUUAUCUAGAAAUGCUGCAAAUUGGUUGUCUUACGGCAGCUAUUCUGAGCAUCAGCCUGAGAACAAUUUGGUCUCAUGUCAAUAUAUCAGCGUGAGAAGUUUAUCUGAAUUGUGGAAAAUUCAGAUAUUUAUAUUGCAAAAAAUGUUCCUUUCAAUACAAGAACCAAGACAAUGUCACCCUGGUAGAUAUUGAGAAAACUGAUGUAUUCCUGAAAUUGCUACAAAAUCUACUGGCAACCAGAGAAUGUGGUCUAUGAAUAUGAAACUUUUAUGUCCCUUAACCCACUACAAACAUGCAGUGAAAUGAGAUUUCAUUAACUUGUAAGAACUUCAUAAAGCCAUUAUAUUUUUAAGCAUCUGUCCAAACGUGGUGUAAAAAACAUACAAAUCUGAAUAAAUGCAAUAUACAUUCAGUAUCUUUUGAUUUGAUGCCCUCACUUUCAGAUAAAAUAGUACCAAAGCACCUCCUGUCACUCCCAUCAGCCCUCAAGGGCAGUACACUGUACCCCUAAGCCUGUUCCAGAAAUGACUGCAGUAUAAUUGGAAAUUCACUCAGAUAAAUGCAAUACAGAGACACAAAAAGUCCAUCACCUAGAUAAAAAACAAAGAUGAAAAGUUCAUUAUUUUUGCUUAUUAUUUCGACUGAUGAGUGUACUUCAGUAGUUGGCUAUGAGGUGUUCAGAUCAAGUCAGUGGGGUAGUGCCAAAUCCUCUAAUGAGCGUCCACUGAAUCUCUUGAGUGGCUUGGGGAGUAAAAGUGCAGCCUGAGCCCAAUGGCCCAGCUCAAAAUCUGUUAUUUUCUGACAAUGACCAGGAGCCUACAUCUGUGGAACAAAUUGGCUUUGUACCACAGGGGACAAAUGUGGGUACAUUGGCCAUGGUUCCCUUGUCUCCCUGCUCUUGAUGGCGUCGGAUAGCAUCAGGAGCAACUAGACUUUUUUCUGUGACAAGACAGUUGGUAAACAAACAGAACCUCUCUGGGUUCAGUCUCAGACCAUUUAGAGUCAAUCAGACAUGCUGCUGAGAGGAUCAGGCUGAGCAGCUGAGUGUGGGGUCAAGAGUCACUGUUGUUGUGUAAUCCAGAUGUUUGCAGCACAGCAAGGAGAUGAGAAAGUGGAGAGGUUAGGUUGCAGCUUUGUCACUGAGGUAUUCUUAAAGCUGCAGGCUGUUUUAUUUAUGAAUCCUGUUAC
Megalops cyprinoides (Indo-Pacific tarpon) is the source of this 4038-nucleotide messenger RNA. RefSeq names its product TSR1 ribosome maturation factor (gene tsr1). NCBI's taxonomy places the organism in Eukaryota, Metazoa, Chordata, Actinopteri, Elopiformes, Megalopidae. Gene Ontology annotation, cellular component: nucleus; preribosome, small subunit precursor. Gene Ontology annotation, molecular function: GTPase activity; U3 snoRNA binding; GTP binding. Gene Ontology annotation, biological process: ribosome biogenesis; maturation of SSU-rRNA from tricistronic rRNA transcript (SSU-rRNA, 5.8S rRNA, LSU-rRNA); endonucleolytic cleavage of tricistronic rRNA transcript (SSU-rRNA, 5.8S rRNA, LSU-rRNA). The record is from RefSeq and is a predicted model, not a curated record. The coding region runs from base 10 to 2490 and encodes 826 amino acids. The transcript is spliced from 15 exons.